GCGGAGGGGGUACGGCCUUUUCGCCGGGGGAGAGGGUCGGUUGAGAAGGAUUAGAAGGAGUUUAUACAUAAAGUCUCAUUCUGAUUCUUUUCACAUUUUUCACUCCAGUUCUUUUAGAAUCAGCACUACGACAGCACGUCGAGCGCGAGCUCUUCACAAGAACGCGUGAUUCUCGUAGGAGGUAGGAAAGAGCCUGAACGUAAACCCAAUCACUUUCGUCCUGCUGAAUUCAGCGUGUAGGCUUUUAUUUUAUCUCAUCGAAGCAAAUUCGAAAUCGAAUAGAUCUGCGUCAAUCCUUGACCACUUUCUUGAAUGUUCCACGUAAGAACUCAGUAGACUUUCAGAGUCACACAAAUCAAAGGAAACAACAAUCGGUCCGAAGAAGAAGCUUCCAGCUCGUGCUUGGGUGUCGGUCUUGCAUGGGCUCGUUGGUUGAUGAGAGCAAGAACGAGAAGAAUUUUUCACGGGACGACUACACCACCGAAGAAAGUAGAUUGUAGAACGUUGCGCGAAUGCGAAAGAAUAAAUCCAAGGGUCUCUGCAGUCAGAAAGAGAAAUCCAAAAUCCUCGUCGACUUGAAGAAUUGAAAAUUUUUGAUCCACCGUCGCAGGAGAUCCCCAAAAAUUUGAUUGAAGCCCAAUAGACUUAAUAGACGCACCAUUAUUUUUUCACGCAAUAGUAAAGGUAAAAUCCCAAAAAUCCACAUUCCACUUCCAAUUUACCCCCCACGACCCAACAAAAACAACAGCGUUUUUUUUAGUUUUCAUCAUCUUGAAAAACUAUAUUUGAAUUGCAUCCAAACAUCUAGAAUUUAACCCACGACUAUUUUUAGUCCUGUUUAAAAAGAGUAAGCUCAGCAUCGCUUUAAUCUCUUUGUACAAACUAAACUACACUCAAAAAACCACACACAACAUCCAAAAUGCCGAAAGUCAAGGGGAAGGGAGGCAAGAAGAACAAGCGCGCUAAGGGCAACCAGGAGUUCGCCAAGCGAGAGCUGAUUUUCAAGGAAGACGGGCAGGAGUAUGGCCAGGUGUUGAAGAUGUUGGGGAACGGAAGGUGUGACGUGCAGUGCUUCGACGGGACGAAAAGAUUGUGCCACAUUUGCGGAAAGAUGAGGAAGAGGGUACAGUUUUUCAUAAUGCUCGCUUUCGCAUACGCAUGUUGACAGGCUUUCAUGCAGAAUUACUAUGGUACGUAGUGUUUUUCAGCCUUCCUACUUUGAAGAUUAAUUUGUGAUGGUAAAAAGAAAAACGGAAUAACUUCACCUGAAAAUUAUAACUACAGGUAUGGGUGAUGGUCGGUGACAUUGUCCUGGUUUCUCUCCGUGACUUCCAGGACGAGAAGGGGGAUAUCAUCCUGAAGUACAUGUCGGACGAGGCAAAGAACCUGAAGACCUAUGGCGAGCUGCCAGAGAACACGAAGAUCAACGAGACCGAUUUGGCGAAUGAGGACGAUGACGGCGAUGACAUCGAGUUCAACGACACUGAGGAAGUGGUGGAUUUGGCGGACAUUUAAGUCGUCCUUCACCACCUCAGAACUCGACUACACGCUAUCGACAUGAUCGUCAACAUGAUCUUGUUCACGGUUUCAUUUCAAAUGAUUACUUCCUGUACCACUUCGUUCCAGAAUGCACGGACGACGGCACCAACUACUACUGCUUCCCAGCAACAUGAUGGAGAACGACCAUUGCAACAGCCACAACGAUCAACUGCAACAACAUCAAUUUACAAGAAUCAUCGAGAAAACCUUGUUUUAAAACGCGUUACAACAACUAACUAGCACGAAGCGGGGAGAUGAACUACGACGUUUUUAGGGGAGAUAUUAACGAGAAGGUUUUAGUGCAGCUGACGUCGGAGGGGAAAAUAAAGAAGAAUUUUCAACAAUUUUCGCGGCAAGUAGAGCACGGAGAUUGCAACGACAACACGAAAUUACGCUUCUACGAAGUUUGUUCGGUUUUGCGCAGAAUAGUGGAGGUUUGUGAUCCAGCUGCAUAAUAUCAAUGCAUACCGGACGACUCUGGUGAUUAUUUCGCGACUUUCCUGGGGUUAGUUCAACUAUUUUCACGUCGGCUGGUGUGCUGCUGUAUCAGUGGAAUUAUGGAGCUUGAUAUUAUCUACGCAUCACGACCAGCAACGAGCUGCAAAAAUUCCUCAUGGAAUAUGAAGAAAUAAUGUGUUGCAACAGCGGCGUCAACGUGAGACGAAUAUUAACCUUCUAGCUGAGACUUUAACCUCCUUAAGAAUCAUUUCUACCCCAGCUUGCAACUUCUACCUUUGAUUUACGAAAAUCUCGCUGCAAAACACUUGCUAAG
Messenger RNA from Amoebophrya sp. A120, 2311 nucleotides. The record is from the annotation of a GenBank genome assembly. NCBI's taxonomy places the organism in Eukaryota, Dinophyceae, Syndiniales, Amoebophryaceae.